GACUAAGGAGUAUAACUAACAAGCACUGUUAACGAAUAGUUGAAAUAGUUGAAAUCACUUAUUCAACAAUUACAACCGUCGCUUAAAAUCGAAUCCGGAUAUAUUUCAACUGUCUACUGUGAAUAUUGAAAUAUAUAUCUACAAGAAGUUUUGGAGCCUUCCACUCAAUCAUAUCCCAGGAUGUCAAAUAUCAUCGCGGACAAUGGAAAUGCAUGUAAACCACUUCCUUUGGAAAUGUGCCGCAGUUCACCUUACUACAGUGCAAAUCAACUGGAUCACGAUCCAACCGCGGAAGCUAUACAAUCAGACAUAGAAUCUAAGAGUAUAUCAUGCAGUAAGCAGAACAUACGAAAUGACGAAACUAAUGCAGCACUUGCCUUACCCGAUGAAAUGUGGUUACAAAUUUUCUGCAAUUUAUCAUAUGCGGAUUUAUCACAAGUAAAUUUGGUCUGCAAACAUUGGUCUCAAUUGGCUCGUGCACCUGCACUAACACGCAAAUCCAAGUUGGUCAUCGUUAGAGAAAACUUGAAAGAUAUUUGCGAUCUUCUAGAACGUAAAGAUUUUAAAUUUCAAACUGUAGAAAUAGUUGACGGAUUCGAUAGCGCUAAUUGCGUAGAACAUGCAUUAUUAUUAAAAAUGUUCCAAUAUUUGAGGUCGGAUAUCGUUCAACUAAAACUGGAUAGACCCUCAAGUCUUUCAGUGCUCAAUAAUCCUUUAACGAAACUAAAGGAAUUGGAUUUGUCAAAUAUGCGCUUAGCGGAAAGCUUAUCGAUAGAUUUAAGUAAAUUUUCAAAACUUAAAUCCUUAUUACUGCCUUAUGGCGGAGAGUGCCAUCUCAAAAUUCAAUUAUCGUCUCCUUUAACCGAAAUGCCAAAAAUACGCUUAGAAAAACUACGCAUCGCUAGCUAUUAUCCCAACUACUUAAACUUAUUAACAACGAAUGUGUCCUCAUUGCGUACACUCGAAAUCAACCUCGUAUCUCCUAGUUUGACGGAACAGAUUCACUUACAUGAAAUCUUUAACAAGUUUACACAAUUGAAGGUACUACGUGUUGGUGGAUUUGUGAAUAUGAUAGACCAUAGCACGAGAUUUCUCUUAGAAAAUCUUCCAAAAGAAAAUCAACUCAAAACUAUAAUUGUCGAUUUGGAUGCUAAACCGGUGGAAUUUUUGGAUUUAAUUUGCCGAAAAUGGUUUAGCUGCAUAGAAACGUUGGAGUUGCGGCUGACCGUAUUUGACGCGGAAAGGCGUAACAGCGGGAAUUUGGCUAAACGGCUAAGCGUCCUGAGCGGCAAGUUGCGCCGUCUGAGUUUGGAUGCCAGGGAAUUCACUCCCCAAGAUCUCAUUCAUAGUAUAGCUCCAAAAACAAAUACAAAACUAACUGAAUUGGAAUUGUUCAAACCCCAUUUGACGGGAGAGUUGCUCUUUACGCUGUUUCAACGUUUGCCUAAUUUAACGACACUCGAUUUGAGUUUCAGCCAGUUAACCGAUGAAGAAAUGUGUGGCAUUUUUCGCCGGCUCACACGUUUGCGGCACCUUUUUCUGGGUCCAUGUUGCUCAAAAACCAACAUAAAAAAUCUUUGCUUAAAACCCAACAUAAGCAAUUUAAAAGGUCUGCGAAGACUUCGUUCAUGUUUUUGUCCCAUCAGGAUUCUCUGGAUAUUGAAUUUAAAUUUUAAAUUUAAUGAAUUAAGCCAUCUCGAGCUCUAUUCGUGUGGAAGGACCAGAGAAUGCUCUUUUUCGAAUUUUGAAGAAAUUAGCACAUAUUUUCCGGCUCUUGAAGAGCUAGACGCUGACGGUUACGAUUUAUGCGUUAACGAUAUCACAAAAGUGCGUAACAAUUGUCCUCGCUUACUUUAUUUGUAG
This is a messenger RNA of Glossina fuscipes, 1863 nucleotides long. RefSeq lists its product as uncharacterized. The transcript is spliced from 3 exons. The coding region runs from base 181 to 1863 and encodes 560 amino acids. Gene Ontology annotation, molecular function: protein binding. Lineage: Eukaryota; Metazoa; Arthropoda; Insecta; Diptera; Glossinidae. The record is from RefSeq and is a predicted model, not a curated record.